Histoplasma mississippiense is the source of this 1086-nucleotide messenger RNA. RefSeq lists its product as hypothetical. The transcript has 3 exons. Bases 1 to 1086 code for a protein of 361 amino acids. Gene Ontology annotation, biological process: intracellular calcium ion homeostasis; calcium ion transmembrane transport. Gene Ontology annotation, molecular function: calcium:proton antiporter activity. Gene Ontology annotation, cellular component: fungal-type vacuole membrane. Lineage: Eukaryota; Fungi; Ascomycota; Eurotiomycetes; Onygenales; Ajellomycetaceae. The record is from RefSeq and is a predicted model, not a curated record.
AUGGUGCCAACUGCCAAUUUGCUAGGUUUUGCAGGGUCUGAGUUGGCUCGGAAGCUGCCAAAGGUUUUUGGCAUUUUGCUGGAAACUGCAUUGAGCUCGUUGGUGGAAAUUGUUUUGUUGAUGGUGCUAAUUUCCAAUGACGAGAACAGUAACUUGGUCCCUGUUAUCCAUGCCGCAAUUCUAGGCUCGAUUUUGGCCAACUUGUUGCUUUGUCUGGGGACAUGUUUUUUCGUGGGCGGACUGAGGCGCAAUGAUCAAACAUUCCACGAGGUUAUUAGUGAAACGGGUUCUGGAAUGCUGCUUGUGGCCGGGUUUGGCCUCUUAAUUCCCAGCGCGUUCUAUUCCGCUCUUUCUCGAAGCACAACUGCUGAUGGCCAUUUCACCCCCCAAUUGCUCUUGGACAACACUCGUACCAUCAGCCGAGCGACUUCAGUCAUCCUUUUAGUUGCCUUUUUAAUAUUCUUAUUCUUCAACCUUCAAAGUCAUAAUAGCAUAUACGACGAGGUCCUUGAGUCGGAUGAAGAAAAGGAUGAAGACGGGGCAGACGAAAAGAGAAGAGCUAAACUCACAUUCACCGAAUGUCUCGUAGCUAUUGCUAUCUCGCUCACCUGUGUUUCACUUUCUGCUGUGUUUCUGGUUGAGCAGAUACCAUCUAUCGUUGAAAGAGGCGUCCCAGACAAUUUCAUGGGCCUUAUUUUGGCAACAUCCCCUUUUGUAAACACAUACCUUAUCUCUCCUCAAACUAACGCCGUUUUCCUUCUCUACAGGGACAACCAAAUCAAUUUCGCGCUCUUCCACUGCCUUGGACCGUCCAUUCAAACGGCGCUCUUCAAUGCUCCCCUGGUUGUCAUUGUUGGCUGGGGCUUAGGAAAGGACAUGAAUCUGAACUUCGAAAUAUUCAUGGUUGCGAUGCUCGUGCUCUCGAUCCUGGUUGUUGGCAAUUUCCUCCGCGAUGGUAAAUCGAAUUAUCUAGAAGGGGCGCUGCUUGUUCUGGUGUAUAUCAUCAUCGCCGUGACUGCUUGGUACUAUCCAAACCCACAUGAUUUGACGACAAAUGUUCGGUUGCCGGCAGGAGAACAUCAUUGA